AGCCUCGUAUUAUUAUUAUUUUUUUUUUAACCCAUCCUACCUGCCUACUACAAACGGCCUAUUUUCUGCCCCUAAUGGUUUCUGCCUAACAAAUGGUGUUUCUUUUUUACAGCGUUAUGAUCCUGGACUUGUUGUGGUGAUGGUAAACUUAGCAGUGGGAGGACAGAUCCCAUCCCUAUCGUCGUCAAGUACGAUGUCAUGGGCAUGGGGCGGAUGGAAAUGGAGCUUGACUAUGCCGAAGAUGCCACUGAGCGGAGGCGUGUACUGGAGGUGGAGAAAGAAGACACUGAGGAGCUGAGGCAGAAAUACAAGGAUUAUGUUGAUAAAGAAAAGGCAAUUGCCAAGGCUUUGGAAGACCUCAGAGCAAACUUCUACUGUGAACUCUGUGACAAGCAGUAUCAAAAACAUCAAGAGUUUGACAACCACAUAAACUCUUACGAUCAUGCUCACAAGCAGAGGUUGAAAGAUCUCAAGCAAAGGGAAUUUGCUCGCAAUGUCUCUUCAAGAUCACGGAAAGAUGAAAGGAAGCAGGAGAAAGCCCUCCGGCGUCUACACGAACUGGCUGAACAGAGGAGGCAGCCUGAAUGUGCUCCUGGAAGUGGACCCAUGUUCAGAACCACCACGGUGGCUGUGGAUGAGGAAGGUGGAGAUGAUGACGAUGCUGCAGCCAACAGCAGCUCUUUCAUCCAGACGACUUCUGGCCAAGCUACAGAGAUGACUAUGGACAGAGGUUUCCUAAACACUGGACAAGUCGGUGGCACUGUUAUGCCAAGCCAAAUGCCCAUCCAGACAGCGCAAGCAGUCAGCUUUGGCAUUAAGAGUACUUUGGGAACUCCACUGCAGAAGAUAGGUGUGUCAUUUUCAUUUGCGAAGAAGACUCCGGUAAAGCUUGAGACCAUAGCUUCUGUUUUCAAGGACCACGUGGAAGAAUCAAGUUCUGCAGAUGGAGCAAAAGCUGAUGAGAGAGGGUCCUCAGAUGCAGGGAGCCUGCAGAAAUCUGGUGAGGGCGAAAGCACAAAUAAUUCUGAUGGCAAGGCGGAGGAAGAUGACCAACAUGACAAAGAUAGUGGGUCUCUAGCCACCACGUUAUCUAAACUAAAAAAGAUGAGACGAGAAGAUGGACCAAUGGCAGUUGAACCAGAAUACUACCACUAUAUUCCCCCAGCCCAUUGUAAAGUAAAGCCUAAUUUUCAAUUCCUGCUUUUCAUGAAGUCUACAGAACAAAUGGAAGCUGAAAAUGUGAAUAAAAAAAACACGCAUGAAGUUAAAAAGGGUAGUUCUCCGAAACCCAAGCCCGGCAAGUACACAGAGAAGGCUGGUGAGAGCACGGGGCAGCAGAAGGAGCAGAGUACUACUGAAACUGCAGCUCAGCAGAGCAAAACAGAGCUAAAAGAAGUCCUAGAAAAUGCAAGUAUGCAGGAGAGCAAGCAUCUUGCAGAGAGCAAUCUCCCCGAGCCAGACACUACUAAAGAAAUCGCUCAGCCCAUCCCAAGCUGUAAAGAUGUCACUGAAGGACCAAAGCAUCUGACAGGACCUUUUUUCCCCGUUCUGAGUAAAGAUGAGAGCACGACUCUCCAGUGGCCUUCAGAGCUUCUCAUAUUUACCAAAGCAGAACCAUCGGUUUCGUACAGCUGUAAUCCCCUGUAUUUUGAUUUCAAGCUCUCUCGCAACAAAGAUGCUAAAGGUAAAGGGGCAGAGAAAUCUAAGGAUCCAGGGGGUCUAUGUAAAGAAAACGUUCAGAGCACAGAAUCUGGUGAGAUAAGCAAACCCAAGGAGGCAGAAAGCGCAGCUAACAGUUCUGCUCUAAAAAUGGAGAACAAAUCUCUGUCCACCUGUGGCUCCCAGAACAAGCAGGAGUCCAAUUUGGCAAGCGUUAGUAAGGGAGAGGGAGAGGACAGUAGUAAAAGCAUAACCAGUAAGAGUAAAUCUGGAAGAUCCCAUAAACACAAAAAGAAAAAGAAGCACAAAAAGUCCAGCAAACACAAACAUAAACACAAGGAGGAAGCUGAUGAGAAGGGCCGAAAAACUGACCUGGGGGAAGAGAAGCCCAAGAAACGGAAAAGACACAGGCACAAAAAAGGCAAAUCCGCUCUUUCUACUGAAUCGGAACGGGCGCUAAAAACUGAACUGUCUGAAGACUGUAGCCAUUUCCAGAAGAAAAAGCGGUGCUCUCAGGAGUCCCAGAGGAAGUCUCUGUCUGCUGAAGAGGGAAGCAGCGGUAAAAAAGAGGAUGGUGGUAACUCCUGCCAAGAGCAUGGCAACAAAAAACACAAGGCUGACCUGCAGCAGUUACCUGCUUCGAGGAGACGGUGUUCGGCUCCUUCCCUGGGCAGGACCAGCCGCAGGAGCCGACAGAGCAGCGGGGACUACGACAGCGACGAGGGCUCUCACAGGAAGCACUGCCGGCAGAAAUCGCCGUCGCAGUACAGCGAUGACUAUGACUCUGGCAGCGACCAGUCCAGGAGCCGCUCCAGGUCGGGGCGGAGGCACUCCUCUCACAGGUCGUACUCGACCAGCUCCGACGCUUCCUCGGACCACAGCCGGUACAGCCGUCGGAGAAGUUACUCGGAUGAUAGCUACAGCGAUUACAGUGACCGGUCAAGGUGCCAUUCAAAGCGGUCCCACGACUCGGAGGAUGACUCUGACUACAACAGCUCGAAUCACAGAUCAAAGCGGCGCAAGUACUCCUCUUCUGAAGAUGACUACAGCUCGAGUAGGAGCAGGUCGAGGAGUCGAAGCAGGAGCCGAACUCACCCUCGAGGCAGGUCAAGAACAAGGAGCCGGGGCAGAACACGCAGCAGCAGCUGCAGCCGCAGUCGAAGCAAGAGGAGAAGCCGAAGCGUAACGGGUCGCAGCUGGAAACGGAGCCGCAGCUAUAGCAGGGAUCGCAGCCGCAGUACGAGAAGCCACUCGCAGAGGUCUCUCUCGCGGAAGGGCUCUCGAGGCCACGAGAGCCCCGAAGAGAGGAGGUCUGGGAGAAGAGACUUCAUCAGGUCCAAAAUCUAUCGCUCACAAUCUCCUCACUAUUUCCGGACAGGCCGAAGUGAAGGAUCAUCACUGAAGAAAGAGGAUGGCAAAGGAGAGGAUCUGAAAGGCUCUGGCUCGCUCUCCCAAAACAGCAGCAGCUCUGGCACGGGGAGGGCCUCGGAAGGUGACUGCAGUCCGGAAGAGAGAAACUCGGUCACUGCAAAACUUCUUCUGGAAAAGAUUCAAUCCAGGAAGGUUGAAAAGAAGCCCUGUGUCACUGACGAGAUGCUGGCAGGGGCAAACAAGGUGGGCAUAAAGCUCAAAGAUCCUCCCCAGGGCUACUUUGGCCCGAAACUUCCUCCUUCCUUAGGCAACAAACCGGUUCUCCCCUUAAUUGGGAAAUUGCCAACCGUUCGAAAACCAAAUGCCAAAAGGUAUGAAGAGUCUGGCUUGGAGAGGGGCGAGGAGCAAGAGCUGUCGGAUUCUGAGGAUGUUUCCCAAGGCAUUGAGGAGGCUCAGUUGGCCGGCCAGUCUCUCCUGGAGGAUGUGGUGAUGGUAAUUCAGGACAAACCUCUGGAUGAGCAGAAACGUGACGAACCUGCUGUGGAAAUGCCGUCCAUCCCCCUCGAAGCGCCGGCGCUCCCCGAGUGCUUUGGUUCUGGAGAUCUGGUCAUGCCGCACAACUUCCUCUCGGAUCCGAGCGAUGGCGAUGGGCUAGAACCUAUGGAUGGGGGCAACCAGCCGGUCCCAGUGGAAACCAGUAUGAUGCCCUUAGUUCCAGAUGUCGAGCACUUUCCUGGCUACGUGCCCCAGAGCGGGGAGCCGAGCAUCGAAGGGGAUCGGGAAGGAGGAGAAGACUCCUCUCUAGCACCGCUCGAGAGCCAGCCGAUCACUUUUACACCCGAAGAAAUGGAGAAAUACAGUAAGCUGCAGCAAGCUGCUCAGCAGCACAUUCAGCAGCAGCUUCUGGCAAAGCAGGUCAAGGCCUUUCCUGCCUCGGCGGCCCUGGCGCCGGCAGCGCCUGCCCUGCAGCCCAUCCACAUUCAGCAGCCGGCGGCGGCAUCCGCCACCUCCAUCACCACCGUGCAGCAUGCCAUCCUGCAGCACCACGCCGCUGCGGCCGCCGCCGCCAUCGGGAUUCACCCUCACCCCCAUCCCCAGCCUCUCGCUCAGGUUCAUCAUAUACCCCAGCCCCACUUGACGCCUAUUUCAUUAUCCCACUUGACCCACUCGAUUAUUCCAGGCCACCCUGCUACGUUUCUAGCCAGCCACCCCAUCCACAUCAUUCCGGCGUCAGCUAUCCAUCCGGGCCCCUUUACUUUUCAUCCGGUUCCUCACGCUCUUUAUCCGACCCUUCUUGCCCCAAGACCUGCUGCCGCUGCGGCCGCUACAGCGUUACAUCUUCACCCUUUGCUGCACCCCAUUUUCUCAGGACAGGACUUGCAGCAUCCACCCAGUCACGGCACAUGAAGGACGAAACGAAAUAACCUUGGAGGAAGGAGAACAUUUUGCGUUUUGGGAAGGGGUUGAAGUUGAUCCAGCUGGCAGGUGAGAUCUGAGAAUUUCCUUUCACUCUUUAGCAGCCAAAGAAGCCAAAGGCUCGAGGGCUGGGUAGCAGCAGGCAGCGGGUCAGUUCGUAAGCGUUGUGUAUAUCCGCUACCAGGGACUGUCUUGCGUCCCCGACACCUCCGUGCACGUAGCAGCACUCUAUCCUAGAAGAAUCAUUUCACGUGUAGACCAGCAAGACACUUGGAAAGGCUUUUUUUUCCCUGGAUUCUUACACUUGGUCAUCUUCCUUCUGCCGCCUUGUAUAUGAUAAAUGAGAUUUCAUACACACUAAUAGGUCUCUCAAAAUCCUUUUAAUGAGGUCAUCUAAUUAAAAUAGUCAGCAUGAUUGAAUCCGGCUUGUAAUCAGCGAUAAAACAUUCAGGAACUGACAGCUGUGGAUCCUGGUGAGGAGACCGAUGGAAGGGCAGCGCCACUCUUGUUUUGGCUGGGCCAGUACCAGUUUUCAGGCAUUACAGGAGAUUUCUUGGCACCCUUUCGCUGCAUACUUAGGUGGUUUUUUUUUUUCCUCGGUGUGAGCAGCAAAGAUGGAAGUAAGAUCGUGUAUUAAAGCUGAAGAGAGGAGCUGCGCGUGUGCCCAGAGCUCGGACCCUUCUCCAUCCUGCGUUGGCAUUCUCCUGUGCAAGGACUGCACCGUGACGCCUUCUGGAUGUCCGGGAGUGGAGAGGGGUUCUCGGUUUGGGGGCCGGUGAUUUCAGUCUGGGCUUUGACCACGCUUC
Messenger RNA from Gymnogyps californianus (California condor), 5252 nucleotides. It is a transcript of the gene GPATCH8, whose product is annotated as G-patch domain containing 8. The record is from RefSeq and is a predicted model, not a curated record. Lineage: Eukaryota; Metazoa; Chordata; Aves; Accipitriformes; Cathartidae. Gene Ontology annotation, cellular component: nucleus. The transcript has 6 exons. The coding region runs from base 199 to 4437 and encodes 1412 amino acids.